AUGAGACAGCAAAGUAAUACCUCGAUCUCUUCUGAUGUUAAGAAAUGUAAUCGAUUGAUUUUGGGAGUGACUAUUAUACUUGCAUUUGUACUAAUCAGUUUGGCUGUCACAACACUGAUCUUCGUCGUCAAGAUUGACAAACGAGAGAGUACUUUGCAAUUGGAACCAUUGACAACCACUCCGAUGACGAUAGAAAAAGAAAACACCACUUCUGUUCUCCCGAUUACGGAUCGAACGACAUAUCAUUUUAUUGUUGUCGGUUGUGGUACGAGCGGCGCUGUACUCGCUUCCCGCUUGAGCGAGAAUCCACAUUUUCGUGUCAUUUGCAUUGAAAAAGGACCACGUGAUCUCCCGAAUGAAGCUGAAUGGAGUGCAAUGAAGAUUCCAAACGAUUUCAACUUCAUAUCUCCUCAUGAUCCAGUUAUCAUCACUACUCGUCAACAAAGUUUAAACAAAUUAGUUUACAUUCCACNUUAUCGACAUAAAUCAAGCGAAAAAUCUUCGUCAUUCACGUUCAUGGUUUCUUACAAACGAUUAUCUUCCUCCAUCACAUCGACAAUUGCUUUGCAUUAUGGAAUGGACAAAUAA
Molecule: messenger RNA, 588 nt
Organism: Adineta ricciae
Lineage: Eukaryota; Metazoa; Rotifera; Eurotatoria; Adinetida; Adinetidae
Source: the annotation of a GenBank genome assembly